Molecule: messenger RNA, 8730 nt
Organism: Petromyzon marinus (sea lamprey)
Lineage: Eukaryota; Metazoa; Chordata; Hyperoartia; Petromyzontiformes; Petromyzontidae
Gene: GALNTL6
Product: polypeptide N-acetylgalactosaminyltransferase like 6
Biological process (GO): protein O-linked glycosylation
Cellular component (GO): Golgi apparatus
Molecular function (GO): polypeptide N-acetylgalactosaminyltransferase activity
Source: RefSeq, a predicted model, not a curated record
CCCCCUCUCUCUGCCUACCUCUCCAUCCCUUUCCGCUCUCCCACCCUCCCGGUCUGUCCGCCUCCCUCCCACCCUCGCUCCCUGCCCAGCUCGCUCUGCUGGCGUAUACGGAAGCGUUGGAACCACCGCUGUUUCGGCACGAUCCCUUCAACAUGGCGUGAGGCGCUCCCGACGAGAGAGAGCGAGCGAGAUACGCAGAGAGACGCGGAGACAGCCAAGGGAGGGAGAGAGAGAGACAGGCAGAUCCAUUCCUGUUUGGCACAUCAUCAUCAUCUCUCUCGCUAGCCGCCUCGGUUUUCGGAGCGAACUAUUCCGACAGUGCGCACACACACACAUACCGCACACACACACGCAUACAUCACCACCAUCCGUCAUCGGCAUCAUCAUCAUAAAAGACUCCGACUGAAUUAGACAUCGCACCAUUAAUCCCGUGGCGAGCUAGAGCCGCGCGCUCGCGAGGCGUUCUCCUUCGUUUGAUUGUCAAGUCGGGAACGCUUCCUCCGUCCCUCUUCCACCUCGUGCGACGCUCGCGGCGCGAAGACCCCUCGAGUCAAAGUGACUUUCAGCGCCGUUCCGUCGACGAGGAUGAUGACGGCGGCGGCGGUGGUGGUGGUGGCGAUGGUAGCGUCGGCAAGCAGCGGUCCGAAGUUAACUUGGCGCUCUUCCCUCGCCCCACUCGUGUGGCGUUCACGAGAGGCAGCUUAGGCGAGGUGGUGUUGCAGAGGACCACGUGUCACGUUCACAUCUCUUGAAGGCGUCGAUGAAUAACUGAUUAACCGAAGACACGUGAAAGGCGGGGGGGGGGGGGAGAUAGCAUUAAUUUGAUCGGGAAUCCGUCCUAACUCAUCCCCAUCAUAUGGUAGAUAAGAAGUAAAGAGGACAAUGAGAUAAGGUCUGUGACGCGAGUGGAACUCUCAUCCAGUGUGGGGUGUGGGGCGGUGGUGAGUGGGAGGGCUGCGUUUCACGUGGAUGCCACUUCGGGCGUGACGGACUCAAUCGCGGAAGUCGCUCUUCCUCCCUCCCUCCCCUCCCAAGUUCGCUCGCUCGCUCUUGCCGCUGAACUUCACACGAAAAGUGCAAACGUGGCUCGUGUGGCACGGGCUGGCCAGCCGCGUUUUGUCUUUCCUGCUUCGAGACACGUCGGCACAAUCUUCAAAACAAACCUCCUCCCCCCCCCAUCCUCAACCGGUCUGUCCAGACUCGAGGAGCAUCACUCACUCAGGAGCAGCAGCAACACAACAUUCGCGACUUAAUUCUUUGGAGCGGGAGAGAGGGGAGAGAGAGUUCAGCGAGAGGGGAGUUCAGAGUGAACAGGCAGGGAACGACUUUGAUACAGCACUUGAGACGACACCAUGAGGAGGAGACAGAAGAGAAUCCUGCAGGCCACGGGGCUCUUCGUCUUGGUGGCCGUGUUCGCGCCCAACAUCGGCCUGUGGUCGUUGUUCCGUGAGCGGCAGCUCGAGAAGAUCCCGCACAUGCCAGGACACCUGCAGCCGGGGCCGGUGUUUCCCGUGGACGUGGGGGCGCUGGGACUGGCCAUGGGACCACGUGCUGCCGGCCGCGGAAACCCAGAUGCCGGAGAGCCAGAAGGCUCACUCCUUAAAGACUGGCAUGACCACGAGGCCAUCCGGAAAGACGCGGCCCGCAGAGGUAACGGCGAGCAGGGGAAGCCCUUUGCCCUCACCGACGAGGACCGCUCGGAGGCGGCCUACCGGGAGAACGGCUUCAACAUCUACGUGAGCAACAAGAUCGCUCUGGACAGGGCGCUCGCCGACAUUCGCCACCCCAACUGUAAGCCCAAGCGAUACCUGACGCACCUGCCCAACACCAGCAUCAUCAUCCCCUUCCACAACGAGGGCUGGUCCUCGCUGCUGCGCACCGUGCACUCCGUCAUCAGCCGCUCGCCCUCGGAGCUCAUCGCGGAGAUCAUCCUCGUGGACGACUUCAGCGACAGAGAACACCUGAAGGGGCAGCUGGAGCAGUACAUGUCGCGCUUCCCCGUGGUGCGCAUCGUGCGCACGUCGCGCCGCGAGGGCCUCAUCCGCACGCGCCUCCUGGGGGCGGCCGCGGCGCACGGAGACGUCCUCACGUUCCUCGACUCGCACUGCGAGGCCAACGUCAACUGGCUCCCGCCGCUGCUCGACCGCAUUGCCAAGGACCGGCGCACGGUCGUGUGCCCCAUGAUCGACGUCAUCAACCACGAUCACUUUGGCUACGAGACGCAGGCGGGGGACGCCAUGCGCGGCGCCUUCGACUGGGAGAUGUACUACAAGCGCAUCCCCAUCCCCACGGAGCUGCAGCGGCCAGACCCCAGCGAUCCCUUCGAGUCCCCCGUGAUGGCCGGUGGGCUGUUUGCCAUCGAUCGCCGCUGGUUUUACGAGCUCGGAGCCUACGACCCGGGCCUGGACAUCUGGGGCGGGGAGCAGUACGAAAUCUCCUUCAAGGUUUGGAUGUGCGGCGGGCGUAUGGAAGACGUGCCGUGCUCGCGGGUCGGACACAUCUACCGCAAGUACGUGCCGUACAAAGUGCCUGCGGGGACGAGCCUGGCCAAGAACCUGAAGCGCGUGGCGGAGGUGUGGAUGGACGAAUACGCCGAGUUCGUGUACCAGCGGCGGCCCGAGUACCGCCACCUGUCGGCCGGCGACCUCACCGCCCAGAAGGAGCUGCGGCGCCAUCUCAACUGCCACUCCUUCAAGUGGUUCAUGCAGGAGGUGGCGUGGGACCUGGCCCGCUUCUACCCGCCCGUCGAGCCGCCCGCCGCCGCCUGGGGAGAGAUCAGGAACUCGGCAGCCAACCUGUGCAUCGACGGAAAGCAUGGGGGGACUGGCACGGAGCUACGUCUUGACACGUGUGUGAAGGACGGCUCGGAGCGCACCUGGUCGCACGAGCAGGUGUUCACGUUCGGCUGGAGGGAGGACGUCCGCCCGGGCGACCCGCUGCACACGCGCAAGUUCUGCCUGGACGCGGUGUCGCACUCGGGCCCGGUCACGCUCUACGACUGCCACGGCAUGAAGGGGAACCAGCUGUGGCGAUACCGCCCCGACAAAACCCUCUAUCAUCCGGUCAGCAACAGCUGCGUGGACUUCCACCAGGCGGAGAAGAAGAUCUUCAUGAACACGUGCGACGGAGACUCGCUCACGCAGCGCUGGCUCUUCGAGAACGUCAACGCCACCGUCCUGGCCAAGUUCAACAGCAGCUAGCACCUUCUGCCGCCCGUCCGUUCCCCACCCCCCCCCCCCCCCCCCCCGCCAAGCCUGCAAAAGUCUCGCUCCUUUCCUGACUCGAGAGUGGAGCGCUGACGGAAGAGUGGGAGAGGGUGGGGGGGGGGGGGAGGCAGCCGCACGGACUUCAGCGGCGGGGCGCGCUCUCACCCGUGGAAUUGAGCGCCUUCUCUCCCCAUCCCCUCACCCCCCUCUCAUCCCACCCCUCCCGCCGGCGCACGUCUCUGGGCGCCUGUACGUCCGAACGGGUCGUUCUGACGACCGCACGCUUUUUUGUUCGAACGUGCGAGCACACGUGCAUGCAACAAGCACGCACGCGCACACGCACGCACGCAGGCACGCACGCACACAAAGAACCCUCUGUUUAGCCUUAUAGACGUUUGGGGAAAGUGCUGCGAGUGACCGCUUAUUGUGAGGGAAGUUAAAUAGAGUUCGGGUUGUAACGUAAUUCACGUGUUAACGAUCACAGUGACCCAGGUUUGAUUGCUCGCCAUGAUGCACAACAUGUGUGGCAAUUCUGUAACUGAAUCUGACCGAUGGUGGACUUCCCUAAGGUCAACUCAGCCUAAAAUGUGUACCUGGUGCAGUGUGGUCAACAUUAGUACCGGUUAAGGCAGACGGAUAUACAUGGUGUUGGCCCUACCAGCCACUCGCGCACUUGCACACACGAAGACAUGGGCACACACAAAGACAAAGACACAUUCAUACACGAACAUAUGGACAAGGGCGCUCAGGCACACACACGCGCCAUGCACGCGCGCACACACACACACGCACGCGCGUGCUGGAACACAGCCCACCCCGUUCGAAUGCCGCGCUGCAGAAUUGUAAAAACUAUUUAAAAAAAAAUCUCGUGGAAAAGGACGGACGAGCAAGCUAAACGUCAGGAAGAGUGGCCUCUCUGAGUGGUUAAAGAUCUGGCGAGGCUCAAGACGACCUACGUUGAAGUGCGAAGGAUUUGUAUUCACUACGAGUCCGCUCUUGUGUUGAUGCCUGUGGGGCAGUCCGGGCUGGCACGUCCAAAAGUGUGCGUCGGUGCGUUGCGUGUGCAUGCGUGCGUGUGCAUGCGUGCGUACGUUUUUGGUGGCAUAAAUCAAAAAUUGUGCAGAGUCCUGGCUUGUGUCUGUCACUGCAGGAAACUAGCACAUCAAGCAAAUCGUUUCACUCAGGAACUUCAUUCUCCAUCACACGUUGGCAAUAAAGAAUAGGCUUUACCCUUUCCGGAAAUAAUUACAGGAGGUGUUAAGCUGUUCAAACACCAAAUAGGCACACAACGCAAGGCAUCAGGUCUGCAUUCACCACACAUGCUUGUGGUAAAAUAUGCAAACAAACAUGCUCUAUUUGGUAUUUGAACAUCUGAACAGCUGUAUUAUUCCUGGGGAGGGUAAAGCCUAUUCUUUUUUUUUUCUUCAUAAUUUUGAUACCGGCAAAAAGAAAAUGGUCCCGUAGAUAUUUAUUUGAGAUUUUGCAACGUAAAACAUCUGGCAGUUUUAAAUCUCUUGAUCGGCAGAAACGAUGAACAACCUACAGAAGUGUCGUACAGGGGUGGGUGGGGGGGGGGGUGGGGGUCACGCUGCUAAGAGACGGACGGAACGAGGGGCACGAUUGCGAGACGCACGCCGCAGCUUUUCAAAAGUUGCGUUUGUUUUUCCCGACGGGAAGACGCGGUCCCGCGUGUUAAUCCAACACGAAGGGAAAAUGCCACUCCCAACGGGUUGUCCGUCGCCGCAAUACCGUUGCCAUUCGGCGAUGCGGUGUGGAGAUUCGUUCGCAGCAGAACGUCGGUAGAAAAAUUGGCGCUCAAGUUUGACCGUGAGCAGCCUUCGCUCCGUCAAUUUCCGGGGGUAUUUAGCUUACUUUUUUAAAGUUUAUUUCUUUCUGAAUGCAAAUCGAGACGAAUUAACAAUCAAACGCACGCCGGUUUGUUUGUUUUAUUUGAGUUUCAACCUUGUGGGAUAAAUGAUAGUUUCGCCCAAGUUGUGGCACUUUUUCAUGUUUGGUGCAAUAAUGGUUUAUUGGUAUAGAAUGUUCAAAAUGUAAUGACAUUGCCCCCCCUCUUCCUCUCCACCCCCCUCUCGAUUCACUGCUGAUCUUACUGAACGUACAAUGGCCUGGGUUUAUUAUUGUGGCCCAAAACAAAACAAAAAAUUUCAGUUUUUUCAAGUUAAAGUUGUGAGGAAGGUGAUCUCAAUACUCUGGUAGAGAUGGAGCAAAUCUAACCUUCCCAAUAUUUGCAAAAUGUUCAUGAUUCAGGAUCGCGAUUCAAUUCGGAAUCACACCACACCCCUUUAACCUGCCGACAGAUAUCACUGUCUUCAAACGUAACUUUACAAUUUAGUUUCGUAAUAAUACAAAUGCGUUCAACCAGCAGUUGAUAGCGAAUGUCUGAUGAUGUUUGUGAUGCAGUGUAGCGGUGAGGUUCUCUCGCCUCGUGCACGGUAUUGACGCAGCGCCUUUCCUGUAACAACUCCAUCAAGAAUACUUUUGGUUUUCCUCGCGGUUACAUGUUGAACUCGACGGCUCUAUGGACUCUCUCGUGGACUCACGUGAAUGGGCAGAUGCACAACCUACACCGCUGCUCAAGGGUUUGUGUGUUCUUUGUUUUCUGCGGUUGGGCUUCACGGUACUUCGACGUGUUCCCGGGAGCCGGAAAGCUCUUGGCACGGGGAGCGAACCGUCGAACAUCACGCCGAACGACAACCCGGAACGCACAUCGGGCAGCAGAAACGACUUGGGAAAACACCGACUUCACUCUGACGAAUCGCCACAUGCCUACAAUCCUGUGAUAAAAAAAAACAUGACUUACAGUGUAGCUGCAAAAUAAAUAAAAAGUUUUCUAUUGUACGCUUGUACAUAUGAAUACUGUAUAUACAUACACGUGUGUACAUACGAUAAUGCCAGAUUUCCUAAAUCGUUUGAUUUUGUAAUGUCACCCAGUGUUUGGUUUUUAUUGGGGGGUUGUUUUUUUUCUAUUCGCCCACUUGUGUACAGUGUCCGCUCGCGAAACUUUCAUCAUUGCUUCUCAAAUAGGGCUGCCGCAAUAGGGGGACGCGACGAUAUAUCGUGCGACCCACGAUAUAUCGUGCGACCCACGAUAUAUCGUGCGAACCACGAUAUAUCGUGCGACCCACGAUAUAUCGUGCGAACCACGAUAUAUCGUAGCUAUACCCAUUUGCAAAAAAACCAUCGUCACGUGACGAUAACUGUGUCGCAUUAUUCACGUACCUUUUUUUCCUAUUUCCUCUACAGAUUUUUUUCUCAAAGAACGAUAGUUUAAAAAGUUUACGGUCGUAGUUAAAGUAAAAACAAAGCUAUUACUCAUGAAACAAUUUGAAUGGAGUAGUCGGCAGGAUGGCGAUUAUAAGACGUCAUCAUUUUCUGACGAGCUUUGAGCACUGUCCAUUGUAAAGGCGCAGUGAUUAGACGUGUUGAGAUAACUGCAGUGGGAUAUCCUUUCAGCACUCGUCUUGCACUUUAAAGUACAUCAAAGCACAACAACCGUAUGACGAGAAUGUGAAACGCAAAUUACGAGGCUACGAAGAAACUGAUAUUGCGCUAAUAGACGUAUCUUGAAAUGGGAAUAGCCUAUCGGAUAUCACGAAAAAAUCAUAUCGCGGCAGUCCUCGCCUCAAUAAGCGCGCGGGCACGGAACUUGCUUGCUAAGUGAUCACUGCGGUGGUGAAUUCCAGCUUACUUGCAGCCUCUUGAACACGCUUGCGCGAAAUGUUUAUGGAGCCUCUCCUGCACUUUCCAGCCGUGGCGCUCCCCACUUCAAAGCACCGAAUAAAAUUGCCCCGACACAAAUUGGCGGGUCUGCAUUGCAGCGGCAAAUCACUGCAGGGCCAUGAUUUCGGGUGUCUGGGAAAAAUAGGUAAAUGGUUAAAAAUCGCUUUUUUGUGUCUUUUUCUCCAACCUUUUAUCAUAGUCACGACAUGAAGAACCUAUUCAGAACUGUCGCAGAACAGAGCGCCUCCCCGUUAUAGAAUGGGUCCGCAGAAGAAAAUAUCAGAGAACUGCUUCUGAAAUGUCUUCAAGUGACCUCUAAUCCUCACUAGGGAGCAGCACUGUCCCACCUCGCUCUGCAAUAGAGAGGAAUUGCCCGUGACAUGACAAGACAAACUGAAAGUUUGCAUUUCUCGACUGGAAUUUAGCCGAAUUAUCUGCAGGACCAAAUUCAAUGUUACGGGGUUUUUUUUUGUGUGUGCAGUCAUUCGUGGACCGGGACACACUGGAUUCGUACCAAGGGUCAAUGUGGUGCCGGGUCAGCACUCUGAUAUUUGAGGCACCCGGCCACAGCAGGAUUCUGCUGAAACGGUGAAAACCUUUUUGCUGGAAUGAAUAAGCACCAAUGAUUAAUUCAUUCAUGCUGUCUUCGCUUGUGUGCCUGGUGGUGUGCGCGUGCAUCUAUUGCACAUCUGGCAUCACACCUGGGCUCGCUUUGGGGAAGGGGGGGAGGGAAAAGUCUUGCCAAGGGAGUUGCUUUUUUUACGCAUCUUUAGCAAUUGCUUUUCAGGUGUCAAACCCCCCCCUCCUCCUCCCCACACACACACAUAUUUGAGAUGCCGAAUGGAACCUCGGAUGUAGCGCUUGUUAUUAGAGUGUUCUUACGAGGGAUUCUUAUUUAUGUCUCUGCUACAGGACUAUAGAGGCGGCAAUAACCAAUAGGCGACAGUUUAAAGCCGCCGUCACCCACUUGUGGCUGCUUACGUUCGACAUGAAACAACGAGUGUCGGCCCGAACCUAUUUUUGUCCUCGUUUUUGCUGUUAAUUUACCUUCGUUAGUGCGCUCGCUUCAGCUCCGCUGCCAAUUGCUAUUUGGCUUCGCAUAAAUUCUCAGAAACGGCUCCGAGCACCGACUGAAUUGUAAGCUCAGGCUGCCUGCCGCCACCAAUACCAAACAACACCGCGCAACUGGAAACCCACCGCAAGUGGAAAAUUCUGUGUUUGGCGACGGUUCCCCGUUAGCAUUUAGAAGCAGCCUUAACUACGGUGGGAAGGCGAGUGCCCGAAAAAAAACAUCUAUUUCCUGUUGACUUUUUUUAUAAAUAUAAAGAGAGAGAAGUGGUUGCAAUCGGCAACCUGAGCCGGAGCUGCGGGAAGUGUUGCCGUGACGGCGUGGCGUCGUGCCUGGUGUGCGUUGGACGGUUAUUACUUCAAUGAAUCUAAAAUAAUGUCCCGUGGGGCUGGCCGUGUGUGUCGAUUGGCAGCAACAGCAACCAUUGUACAUCCGACGAUGUUGUGUUCUGUCCUCCACUGGGUUUUUUUUUCAUAAACAAAACACCUUAACGUUUCAAACAUGAUUUUAGAUCGAUCAAAAAGGGGUAACAUUCUCAUGUUUUAUAAGUGGGUGUAAUUUAAUUUUAGUUUACAUGUAAGGUUCAUAUUGUGGCUCCUUUCUUGGUAUUUCACAAAACACUUGAUUUUUUUAUUUUAUCGGUAGGGAUGGGUGCAGAAUUGAUGAACUUGAUUUUAAUAAAGGUUCAGAGAUUUUUUUUUAUUUCCAACAAAA